AUGCUCUGUUUUACUCUCUUCUCUCUUCUGUUCUUAGCGACGACUACCGCUCUUAACUUCGACUGGGAGCGCGAACAACUCACUGGCGAGGACGCGGCUCGCAAUCAAGCAUUGCGUUUUGGUAGUGCAUCGGUGACGGCGACGUCUGGUAGCUGUAAGAUCAUUCCACAUGACGCUGAGUGGCCGAGCGAGGAUGCCUGGGCGUCUUUCAACAAUACGCUCGGUGGUGUGUUGUUGAAGCCCAAGCCGCUUGCCAGUGUCUGUUAUGCUGGCGAGGGCUACAGUGCUGCAAAAUGCGACCAGUUGAAGGGGAGUUGGGCAGGCAUGAAUAUACACUCCGAUGAUCCGGCGAGUAUCCUAUCUCAAUGGGCAUCUGGCAAUACGUGCACGCCAACCUCACAGCCAGACUCAAAUUGUACCCAAGGCGGUUGGCCAGAGUAUGUUGUCAAAGCCACUACAGUAAGACACAUUCAACUCGCAGUCAACUUCGCUAGGAAUCAGAACAUUCGGCUUGUCAUCAAGAAUUCGGGUCAUGAUUUCAACGGGAAGUCCAUCGGUGGUUAUUCUCUUAGUGUAUGGACGCACAACCUCAAAGGCAUAGCGUACGACCCUAGUUACACAUCGCCCACUGUUUCAUAUACGGGAAGAGCGGUUACAUACGCCGCUGGUGUGCAGGCUUAUGAAGGUUCUACAUUGAUGCGACAGAAGAACAUGGUCAUGAUCGUUGCAGGAGGAGGGACCGUAGGUAUCGCAGGUGGUUUCCUCCAAGUGCUUGCCAUCACGGCUGUUACAGCCGAUGGCAAGGUGGUAGAAGCACAUGAGGGAGAGAACGCUGAUUUGUUCUGGGCUUUCCGCGGAGGUGGUGGAGGAACAUUCGGGAUCAUCACGUCUGUCGUCGUUAAAGCGUUUCCAGUCACGCCCCUAGCAUCGAGCAGUAUCCGUUUCUCGACCACACCAGAUCGCGGAUCAACUGCGCCUCCGAUCUCCACGGAAACCUUCUGGGCUGGCAUGCGAGCGUACUGGGAAUUCUCAGUCGCCAUCUGUGAUGCAGGCGGCUUGGGUUACAGCUUCAUUUACCCUAACAGUAGUACUACUGGUCUUACUUUCACCGUCAGUAUAUCUGUACCAAACCAAACUACAACAGAACAUCGACGUUUCGUGCGCCCGCUACUUCAGAAGCUAAAUGAUAUGGGCAUUCAACAGGCUAUGCCGAUAGUAGGACGGUCUCUCACAUCUCCAUCGUCGUAUGAAGAAGGAUACAAACACGAACCACCACAUCUCUCCAAAAGGGUACUGGGCGAAACAACAGGCCACACAAUGAUAGCAUCCCGGUUCUUUCCUCGUACCGCCUUCUCCAAUAUCUCUACUCUAGAAUCCUCACACCUCGCCAUCCGUCACGUUGUCGAAAACGGCUCCCUGACCUUCCAUGGUAUGAACUACGCACCUACCCUCUCGGUUUCUGGAAACCCCAACAACGCCGUGAACCCUGCUUUCCGCACCACAGUUCUACAUGCCCAAGCCUAUGAGCCAAACGCACACUGGGAUGGCCAAGCUCCCAUUCUCUCGCAUGAGGCGCUGACGGAAAGGCAUGAGAGGCUACAGGCCUAUAUGCAGGUUUGGCGGGAUGUCACGGUAGGGAGUGGAAGCUAUAUCAAUGAGGGGGACGCGCAGGAUUGGGAGUGGAAGGAAGCGUUCUUUGGGAGUAACUACGAUAAAUUGGCUAUAGUCAAGAAGAAGUAUGAUCCUGAAGGGUUGUUUUGGGCGAUUGGGGGUGUUGGCAGUGAUGAGUGGGAGAUCAGAGAUGUCGAUGGUAAGAAGAGAGAGGGAAUUGUCACGCAGGAUGGCAGACUAUGCAAGGUAGGUCUGUAA
Alternaria alternata is the source of this 1869-nucleotide messenger RNA. Its product is annotated as FAD-binding domain-containing protein. The coding region runs from base 1 to 1869 and encodes 622 amino acids. Gene Ontology annotation, molecular function: FAD binding; oxidoreductase activity. Lineage: Eukaryota; Fungi; Ascomycota; Dothideomycetes; Pleosporales; Pleosporaceae. The record is from RefSeq and is a predicted model, not a curated record. The transcript is spliced from 4 exons.